Musca vetustissima is the source of this 1238-nucleotide messenger RNA. RefSeq names its product F-box/LRR-repeat protein 20-like. The record is from RefSeq and is a predicted model, not a curated record. Gene Ontology annotation, cellular component: SCF ubiquitin ligase complex. Gene Ontology annotation, biological process: SCF-dependent proteasomal ubiquitin-dependent protein catabolic process. The transcript is spliced from 6 exons. Gene Ontology annotation, molecular function: protein binding. The annotation marks the transcript as partial. Lineage: Eukaryota; Metazoa; Arthropoda; Insecta; Diptera; Muscidae.
GGUCCCGUCAUAGAAAAUAUAUCCCAACGCUGUGGAGGAUUUUUGAAAUUUUUAUCGCUGCGUGGUUGCAAAUCUGUGGGCGAUCAAUCAAUACAAACUUUAGCCGACUACUGCCACAACAUAGAACAGUUGGAUUUAUCGGAAUGCAAUCGAAUAACAGAUAUAUCGACCGAAUCGAUAAGUCGCCAUUGUUCAAAAUUAGCCUCCCUUAAUUUAGAAUCAUGUUCUAAUAUCACCGAUAAUAGUUUAAAAUAUAUUUCGGAUGGUUGUCCGAAUCUACAAGAAAUCAAUAUAUCAUGGUGUCAUUUAAUAACGGAAAAUGGUGUCGAAGCUUUAGCCCGUGGUUGUAAGCAUUUGCGUAAAUUCUGCAGCAAAGGUUGUAAGCAGGUUAAUGACAAUGCCAUAACGUGUUUGGCUAAAUAUUGUCCCAAUCUAAUGGUGCUCAAUUUACACAGCUGUGAGACCAUCACCGAUUCAUCGAUACGACAAAUCGCCAGCAAUUGUCACAAUCUACAAAAAUUGUGCGUAUCCAAAUGUGCCGAACUGACCGAUCUCUCACUGAUGGCACUCUCACAAAAUAAUCCCUAUUUGAAUACCUUGGAGGUAUCCGGUUGUCGUAAUUUCACCGAUUUAGGCUUUCAGGCAUUGGGUAAAAAUUGUAAAUAUCUGGAACGUAUGGAUUUGGAGGAGUGUAAUCAGAUAACUGAUUUAACGCUGGCACACUUGGCCACCGGUUGUCCAAGUUUAGAAAAAUUGUUUCUAUCGCAUUGUGAACUGAUAACCGAUGAUGGUAUACGCCAACUGGCAGCUGGUAGCUGUGCUGCGGAAAGUUUAUCCGUCCUCGAAUUGGAUAAUUGUCCAUUAAUCACUGAUCGUACAUUAGAGCAUUUAGUUUCUUGUCAUAAUUUACAAAGAAUUGAGCUAUUUGACUGCCAAUUAAUUACAAGAGCAGCAAUACGCAAACUAAAGCAACAUUUACCAAAUAUAAAAGUUCAUGCGUACUUUGCCCCAGUUACACCGCCACCAGUUACCACUGGACAACGACCACGUUAUUGUCGAUGCUGUGAGAUUUUGUGAGAUUCGGCCAUUGGCUUUGCACGGAAGCUGCUGUGUAAAGGCCCCACGGACUGAUGGUAUAUAUUUUCGACAAUUAUCCUGAUUAUCUUGACGAUAUUGGUGGCAUCGCUUUUGUUGGUACAUGUCUUUGCGGCUAUAUAUAAAUUGAAUAUUUGAGUUUG